Molecule: messenger RNA, 2284 nt
Organism: Sebastes umbrosus (honeycomb rockfish)
Lineage: Eukaryota; Metazoa; Chordata; Actinopteri; Perciformes; Sebastidae
Gene: ap3m1
Product: adaptor related protein complex 3 subunit mu 1
Exons: 9
Coding region: 159-1415 (418 amino acids)
Biological process (GO): intracellular protein transport; endocytosis
Cellular component (GO): cytoplasmic vesicle; clathrin adaptor complex
Source: RefSeq, a predicted model, not a curated record
GUGAAACAUUGUAACAUUACGUUCUAUUUAGAAUCGCUGUUAACUCGAACUAAACAAAGGUUACAUCAACAUUAAGAAACAGAUGGUAGAAAUGUUGCUAAUCCCAGUUUGCUAGUUAAUUUACCUGAAGUUAGUUUGACAGAGUGACAGCAGCUGAGAUGAUCCACAGUCUGUUCCUGAUCAAUCACUCGGGAGACAUCUUCCUGGAGAAACACUGGAAGAGUGUCAUCAGCCGCAGUGUGUGUGAUUACUUCUUCGAGGCGAAGGAGAAGGCGGUGGAGCCGGAGAAUGUGGCCCCCGUCCUGCAGACCCCACACCACUACCUUAUCUCUGUCUACAGGGGAAAGCUCUUCUUCCUGUCUGUCAUCCAGACUGAAGUCCCUCCACUGUUUGUCAUCGAGUUCCUGCACAGAGUGGCAGACACAGUUCAGGACUACUUUGGGGAGUGCUCAGAAAGUGUCAUCAUGGACAAUGUGGUGACGGUGUACGAGCUGUUGGAGGAGAUGCUGGACAACGGCUUCCCUCUAGCAACAGAGUCCAACGUCCUCAAAGAGAUGAUCAAGCCUCCCACCAUCCUGCGAUCAGUUGUCAAUACGCUCACAGGAAGUAGUAAUGUUGGAGACACAUUACCAACAGGCCAAUUGUCCAACAUCCCAUGGAGGCGGGCUGGCGUUAAAUACACCAAUAAUGAGGCAUAUUUUGAUGUGAUAGAAGAAAUAGACGCCAUUCUGGACAAAUCAGGUACGACAGUAUUUGCAGAGAUCCAGGGUGUAAUUGAAGCCUGUGUGAGGCUCACUGGGAUGCCCGACCUGACUCUGUCCUUUAUGAAUCCUCGUCUUCUCGAUGACGUGAGCUUCCACCCGUGUGUGAGGUUCAAGCGCUGGGAGGCGGAGCGCGCCCUCUCUUUCAUCCCGCCCGAUGGAAACUUCACACUCAUGAACUAUCAUGUCAGCUCCCAAAAUCUCGUGGCCAUUCCAGUGUACGUGAAGCAGAGCAUCAGUUUCUUUGAGACGGGACCUUGUGGUCGCCUGGACAUCACCAUUGGGCCCAAGCAGACCAUGGGGAAGACGGUGGAGGCCUUGAUGGUCACUAUCCACAUGCCUAAAGCUGUGCUCAGUACCAACCUCACGGCCACACAGGGAAACUACACCUACGACAUCGCUACCAAGGUGUUGGUUUGGGACAUUGGGAAACUGAACCCCCAGAAGCUUCCAAACUUGCGAGGCAGUCUGAGUCUGCAGGCCGGAGCCCCCAAACCUGAAGAUAAUCCGUCACUCAACAUUGACCUGAAGAUUCAGCAGGUGGCCAUAUCAGGCCUCAAGGUGAAUCGUCUUGACAUGUUUGGUGAGAAGUACAAGCCGUUUAAAGGGGUCAAAUAUGUGACUAAAGCGGGUAAAUUCCAAGUGCGGACCUGAGUAAAGCCUGUCAAAGGUCAACAAUCCAAUGUGCCAAAAAUAGGAGGGUUACCAGCUCUCCAAUAUGUCUUACAUAUCCUCAUUGUUAUUAAUUAACAGUUAUUUAUUAUGUGUUCUGUAUUACAUAUAUAAGACUGGGUGGUAUUUGUGGUCUGUAAAGGGAAGCCUUAAUAAUCAAUGUGACCUUGUUGAAGUGCUAUCCAGUUUAAAUGUGCUGCAUUAUAUGAACCAUUCCUCCUUUCUUUUUUUACUAUUUCUUUCUUUUAUUAACACCUUCUGAGUGUUGCCAAAGGGGGAUAUUUCAGUUAGAAAAGGGACACUCGCAGCUACACUCACUAUGUCAUCACACCUAUACAAUCUUACUUGCAUGCUGCCUGAAAGUAAGCAGCCAUGCCUUUAAAAACCUUUUUACAUAUAAGGUAGCAAGUUUUAUACUUGUAUAAAUGCUUAUUUUUGAAAAAUCUAUAUCUAUCUACUUCCUGAGUAGCUGCAGUGUGUUUUUAGUGCAGGUGUUUUUUGCACACAUUCACUCUUUAAUGUGGCCUUGUAUGGUAGGUUUAGGUGUUUUGUAACACACUAAAGCACAUAAACUGCAUUUUUUGGAGGCCCGAGGGGAAGUUUAUUUAAAAAAAAUAUAUCUUUAUAUCUAAGGUACAUUGAGGGAGUACAACUAUCUGCAGGGUCUAGAUACAGAUGUGUAAAAAGCACUCGUAAAUCUACAAAAUCUUCACAUAAUCUUGAAUGCAACGUCUUCGCUCAGCACAAGAUUUGCACAAUCAAUUGUCUAAGUGGAAAAUACUACUUAAAGCUCCUGUAUGAAGUUGAAUCUGUAAUUCAGUGUAUAAGAUGUCUUAUAAAAGCUUUAAAAU